GUUGGUUAGCAUGUCCUUUAUUCAAAUGAAAAAAAAUCCUAUGGAUGAUAAGGGCGAGACUAGAACUUCUCUAGGCGGGCUAAAAGGACAACACACCGCUCCACUCCAACUUCAUAAUGAACAUCCCAACAUCACCUCUCAACCCGCCCCUUCCUCCUCCACCACCACCACCACCGGCGGCUGCGCACCAUUCUGGGCUCUCCGACUCGUCCCCUCUCCUCCCUAUCAUCACCAUCCUCGCCUUCGUUAUUGUCGUCGUGCUAAUCUACGCCUUUUUCUUCGCCAUAAGGUGCCCCACAACCAUCUCCAACAGGCUUCGCCGGAGCUCGGGCAGACCCGCCGGGAAUUCUACCUCGACCAGCCUCGGCACGAACACCGAUGCCCUGGAUCAGCUGGUUUCGAGCGUGGCAUAUAAGGAGGCGGCGGAUGCUGGAAAAGACUCCGGCGGCGAGUGUCCGGUGUGUUUAACGGCGUUUGUGGAUGGGGAAGUUAUAAGAGAGGUGAAGGUAUGCAAACACUUGUUUCAUGAUUCUUGUAUUGAGGUGUGGCUCCGUGCUCACUCCAAUUGCCCGGUUUGCCGGGUUUUUGUUGGUACGAAGCGGUGCAAACGGCCGGUGGUGGGCGGGGGCGGUGACGAGGAUUUCCGGCAGGGUUUGCCUGAUUCUGCCGGCUUAGUUUGAUGUUUAAUUAGCAAUAAUUACAGGUUUUGAUUUUGGAAUCAAGCUAGUGAUUGUCAGAGUUCAAGAGAUGCAGUUCUUCUGUAAUUUGGCAAUCAUACUUGUGUUCUUGAUGUCGA
Messenger RNA from Rhododendron vialii, 796 nucleotides. Its product is annotated as RING-H2 finger protein ATL33-like. Bases 117 to 680 code for a protein of 187 amino acids. The record is from RefSeq and is a predicted model, not a curated record. The transcript has a single exon. NCBI's taxonomy places the organism in Eukaryota, Viridiplantae, Streptophyta, Magnoliopsida, Ericales, Ericaceae.